Molecule: messenger RNA, 1644 nt
Organism: Penicillium mononematosum
Lineage: Eukaryota; Fungi; Ascomycota; Eurotiomycetes; Eurotiales; Aspergillaceae
Product: sphinganine-1-phosphate aldolase DPL1
Exons: 5
Coding region: 1-1644 (547 amino acids)
Biological process (GO): carboxylic acid metabolic process; sphingolipid catabolic process
Cellular component (GO): endoplasmic reticulum
Molecular function (GO): sphinganine-1-phosphate aldolase activity; pyridoxal phosphate binding
Source: RefSeq, a predicted model, not a curated record
AUGAGCUCUUCAAUGCUGCCAGUUGCCCUGCAGAAUAAGCUGGUCGGCUACGGCCGGGUGUCCAGCGCGCACCUCUCUGCCUCGAACCUUGACCUUAUCCGCAAUAUCGUAUUUAUCCUAUUCAUCCUUCGGUAUACGCGCAAGACCUUCUACUCCAUCCGUGGCUACGGCAUCCUCGGCAGCAUCCGCAACAUCUACAUCUCGCUCCGCCUGUUCUGCUACAGUAUCUUCCUCCGCGUCCCUGGUGUCCGCGGCCAGGUUGAUAAGCAAGUGAGCACUGCUAUCACGAAUCUCGAGUCGAAGCUGGUUAACUCUGGGCCGGAUGUUACACGGUAUCUUACACUGCCCAAGAAGGGUUGGUCGCCGGAGCAGGUCCGCGCUGAACUUGACAAGUUGGCUGGACUUGAACAUACCCGCUGGGAAGAUGGUCGCGUUAGCGGCGCCGUUUACCAUGGAGGCGCGGAGCUGUUGAAGCUACAGGCUGAGGCCUUUGGGCAGUUUGGUGUCGCGAAUCCGAUUCAUCCGGAUGUCUUCCCUGGUGUUCGGAAAAUGGAGGCCGAGGUGGUUGCUAUGGUUCUCGCUCUCUUCAAUGCCCCCACGGAUGGUGCCGGUGUAACCACCAGCGGUGGCACCGAGUCUAUUCUCAUGGCUUGCUUGGCUGCCCGGCAAAAGGCUUUCCUGGAGCGCGGUGUUACUGAGCCCGAGAUGAUUAUUCCCGAUACGGCACAUGCGGCAUUUAUCAAAGCUUGCAACUACUUCAAGAUCAAGCUGCACCGAGUGCCUUGCCCGGAGCCCGAGUUCAAGGUUGACGUGCACGCUGUUCGCCGUUUAAUCAAUCCAAACACAGUCCUUCUUGUCGGAUCAGCACCUAACUUCCCCCACGGCAUUGUCGACGAUAUCCCCGGUCUGUCGCAUCUGGCCACCAAGUACAAGAUCCCUCUCCACGUUGACUGCUGCUUGGGAUCUUUCGUCAUUGCCCACCUCAAGAAGGCCGGCUUCCCCUCGCCCUACGAGGAAGAGGGUGGCUUUGACUUCCGCCAACCUGGUGUGACCAGCAUCAGUGUCGACACCCACAAGUACGGGUUCGCGCCGAAGGGUAACUCUGUCUUGAUCUACCGCAACAAAUCAUACCGAAACAACCAGUAUUUCAUCUACCCCGAUUGUCUCAUGAGCGUCGGCGAAGCUGGAUACAUCAACAGCUGCACCGAUAUCAUCAACGCGGCACGGAAAUUCGAGACAGCCGUUCGGACCGACGCAACCAUCUCACUGCACAUGGAGGUCAUCGGUAACCCCAUCGUCAGUGUCGUCGCCUUCCGCAGCAAGAACGGUGCCAUUGACAUUUAUGAUAUCGCCGAUGACCUGUCUGCUAAAGGCUGGCACCUGAAUGCCCUGCAAUCGCCCGCGGCCAUCCACUGUGCCUUCACUAUUCCCACUGCCAAAGCUGUCGACCAGCUCAUUGCUGAUCUGGCUGAAGUCAUCGGCAAAGAGCUUGAGAAGGCUGAGCAGCGCAAGCGCGAAGGCAAAUCCUACAUCCUCAAGCGUGGUGAUACCUCUGCUCUGUACGGUGUGGCUGGCAGCAUUCCCGAUAAGAGUGUCGUCAGCCGUCUGGCAGAAGGCUUCUUGGACACUUUGUACAAAGCAUGA